GAGAGAGAGAGAGAGAGAGAGAGAGAGCAGUCAGUAAGCAGAGAGACUGGAUGUGUGAAGCUGAACACUAGCUCUAGACUCUCGGAGGUGAAACUUUGUGCAAGUGCUGAACACAAUCACUAUGGGACCCAGUUCCUGGAGCCUUUGUGUCCUCUUCUGUGCCUGGACAUUGGGACAAAGUAUGGGCCUGUCUCGGAGACGGAGGGCCUGGGAAGAAAAGGGAGAAGAUGGUCCCAAAAAGUGCUCAUACACCUUUCUGGUCCCUGAGCAGAAGAUCACAGGUCCUAUCUGUGCAAGUCGUGGACCUUCAAUUCCAGACAAAGAUCGUGUCAACAGGAUGGACAUAGCAGAUGUCCGUGAGCUAAUGUCCAAGCAAAGACGUGAGAUAGAUACUCUGCGGCUGGUCGUGGAUGUGGAUGGCAACAUGGUGAAUGAGAUGAAAUUGCUGCGGAAGGAGUCUCGUAACAUGAAUUCCCGCGUUACACAGCUCUACAUGCAGCUUCUGCAUGAGAUAAUUCGCAAACGGGACAAUUCUCUGGAGCUUGCACAACUUGAAGGCCGCAUUCUCAAUGCCACAGCAGAGGCACUGCGACUUUCAGCACGAUACAGGGAUCUUGAGGCCAGAUUCUCGACUCUUGCUGCUGUGGUCAAUAAUCAGUCUGUUCUGAUUGGUGCUCUGGAAGAGCGGUGUCUACAGGUGUAUGGAAACCGCAGGCAGGAGCCACUUCCCCCACCGCUUGUUCAGGUGGUUCCAGAAAACAUUCCAGUGCAUGUACCCCGUUUUUCGAAUGAGAUCCAGAGGGUCCACAGUCGGGCUUUCCACAGGGACAGGGGAUCCAGAGCAGGACCAGAACCCACUGAAAGUACCCUGGAACUCAAACGAACACUAUCUGGGAACUUUAGCUCUGAAGGUCCUUUCCGCGACUGCCUUCAUGCUAUGCAGGCCGGACAUUCCGCCAGUGGGAUGUACCUUCUUAAACCAGAUGGGAGUGACAGGCCGUUUCAAGCGUGGUGUGAACAAGAUGUGGACAAUGGAGGCUGGACCAUCAUCCAGAGACGGAAAGAUGGAUCUGUUAAUUUUUUCAGAAACUGGGAGAGUUAUAAGCAAGGUUUUGGCAAUAUAGACAGCGAACACUGGCUUGGUCUGGAGAAUAUAUACCACUUAGGAAAACAGGGAGAUUACAAACUGUUGGUGGAGCUUCAGGACUGGAUGGAAAAGAAAGUGUAUGCAGCCUACAGCAGCUUCCAUCUGGAGCCUGAGAGUGAAUCCUACCGCCUGCGUCUGGGCGUUUACCAGGGCAAUGCUGGGGAUUCUUUAACUAGCCAUAAUGGCAAACAGUUCACCACGCUGGAUCGAGACAAGGAUGCCUUCUCAGGAAACUGUGCUCACUUCCAUAAAGGUGGCUGGUGGUACAAUGCAUGUGGUCAGGCCAACCUUAAUGGCGUGUGGUACUCUGGUGGUGUGUAUCGCAACAAGUUCCAAGAUGGCAUCUUCUGGGCGGACUACGGAGGAGGCUUCUACUCCAUGAAAGCCAUACGCAUGAUGAUCAGACCUAUUGACUGAAACAGAAACAAAACUAUAAUCUGAAUCCCCAAUCUUUGUGCAUACGCAGUGGCAAAACUGCAAAUCCAAAACCUUUGGAAUAGCUGGGAUAAAACUCGAUUUCUCUUUCAAGUAACUAAAAUGGCCAAUUCUAUCAGCUUUACAAGCCCAGACCUUUGGGACUUCCCUGGCACACAAGGCAUUUAUGCACAUUGCAUAAUGAUUAGAGAUUAUACAUGAGGUUUCUUUGGUUGUAUUUCUUCAUGAGGGAUGUUGUUAAAAUGCCAUCGUGCUUAGCUUAGAACUUAUUAGCUUUUUUUUCUUCCACUUUUCCUGUUCGGGGUUGUGCUUACAACAGGCUAAGAAGGUCAGCCCAGAUUUUUAAAUUAAAACACAUUUUACUUGUAUGUCACUUUAAACAGUAUAUAUCUUUAGUUAUACUGUAGGUUAUUUUUUUGGCCACAUAUUCCAGGUCCUGCACAGUGUUCUACAGAUGUUCCCUUCCAACUGUGAAAAAAUCCUUUCAAUCCUUUGGGAUUUGCCCAGAGGUUUCGGUCCAGUGGAACAUGCCUUUUACAAGUCUAGCAUGAGCCUUAAUGCCAAACCUCAUGAACUGGCUCAUCAGAUCCUUUUCCCACUAGUCCAAAUUACCGGAGCCAGUUUCUAGUGCAAGGGGUAGACCAUCCAUCUGAACAUGUGGUUAGUCAGGUUGAACCGAAUCCUGGUAUAUUUUCCCCUUUGGUCAGUUCUUUAGGCAGGAAAGCUCACAUCAUUCACACUUUAUUGUUUUCCAAACCAACCAGUCUGGUAGGGUUUGAAAGGGGGGUGACCUCAGCCAAUAUGGUACAGCUGCAAUGAAAAAGCAGAUCGACAGUGAAUCAACCUUACUGCAGGAGGUAAAUCAAACAUGCUUUGAGUUUUGGAACAGAAUUGGACAUGACCCCCAUUCUUCAACUUCCAGGUGGUGCAUUUGCAAAAUCUAAAGAUUUAAAGAAACAGUGUGAACAAAGAAAUGUCAUAAAACCAAAUAGUUUUUUUUUUUUUUUGAUGAUAGUGUACUGUAGACUUUGAAUAAACUCCAGCUUUAGAUACAGAUUUAGAAAGUGCAAGAAUGUUUGUAUAAAAAAAGAAAAAUUCACAGAUCCAGAUCUGUGCUCAGCUUAGGUUACUCUAUUUCUGCUGAAUAGUGAUGAGCAGAAUCGCUUUCAGUGAUAAUGUGUAUAUAAGACACUUAAUGUUAGUUUUCACAUGGUUCUUCUCACAUUUAGCAAACCACCCUACUUUAUGACUUUUAGACUAUCAAGAUUUAUUCAGAUCCAAACAAACCCUGAUGAUGUAAGUGUACUGUGGGGAAAAAAACUCCAAAACAAAUCAAAUCCAGAGCUCAGUGUUUUGACCAUCUUAAAAAGGCUGCCUGAAAAAGAAAAGAAAGAAUUAUAGCCUAAUUUUGGUCGUUCACUGGUCGUGAUAUUUAAAAACAACCAAAAAAAAAAGGAAAACUGCAGACCUAGCAAAGGGCCUCCGAAGGGUAUGAGGACAGACAACGAGAACCAGAUUGCUCAAAACCCAAACAGAACUCAGAAAGAAAAUAAGGAAAGGGAGGAGAGAUGGUGUAAGUGGGGGAAGAAUGGUUAAAUAGGAAGUGAAAUCAAACUUUGCUCAAGGUUAUAAGGUUUUAAUUUUUUUUACUCUCCUCUAAAAUUCAAAGAAGUUCACAUUCUUUCCCGGAAAAAGCACAGGGAACGUGGUGUUUGAUCUCAGGAGUCGCAAAUCCCCGUGGGCGAUAAUCACAAGCAAAGGGAGAUUGCUUCAUGGACCGCAAGGACUUAAAGGAGCCUCAGAUGUCAACGUAGUUUGAAUGCUCCUUGUCUUCGAAAUAUUAUGCAUCCCUGACCUCGACCAGGCAGGCAGGAGUAUCAUAUUGCUAGAACCUUCGAUAGCGAAAAUAAAGUUCUCUUGGAAACUGA
Molecule: messenger RNA, 3510 nt
Organism: Clarias gariepinus (North African catfish)
Lineage: Eukaryota; Metazoa; Chordata; Actinopteri; Siluriformes; Clariidae
Gene: angptl1b
Product: angiopoietin-like 1b
Exons: 5
Coding region: 122-1564 (480 amino acids)
Biological process (GO): cell surface receptor protein tyrosine kinase signaling pathway
Source: RefSeq, a predicted model, not a curated record